Messenger RNA from Cornus florida, 3785 nucleotides. Its product is annotated as exocyst complex component EXO70A1-like. Lineage: Eukaryota; Viridiplantae; Streptophyta; Magnoliopsida; Cornales; Cornaceae. Gene Ontology annotation, molecular function: phosphatidylinositol-4,5-bisphosphate binding. The record is from RefSeq and is a predicted model, not a curated record. The transcript has a single exon. Gene Ontology annotation, cellular component: exocyst. Gene Ontology annotation, biological process: exocytosis. The coding region runs from base 1355 to 3385 and encodes 676 amino acids.
GACUAGGAUUAUUGUAGGAAAUCCUCCAUGAUGCUACAGAUGGAGACAUAAUAUUGUUGAGAUGAUAUCUGGAUGAUUACAUAUGUUCUUUGUUGAGUGGCCUUUGGUUGAACGAAUAAAUCAAGAGAUACAAUAUAACUGAUUGAACUUGUAUAUUGUGGUAGAGUGUAAUUGUUUAUUUCUUUGGCCCAAAUUAGAAAGAAAAAAGAUCACUUCAAUAUGGGAACACCGAUUUGAUUGUAAUCCCAGUUUCCUUGAGCGGAAAUUAUAAUCCAAUUUCUUUCCCUUUACCCAACUGUUACAUAUACUAUUGAAAUUCAUCAGAUUCAUUCCGACCAUGACUAAGCUAAAUGCGGUCCAUGUUUCUGUUUUGGCUUUGGUCAAUGUUUUCGUUUUUACCCGACUGGUGCACAACAUUAGCCUAGAUGAGAGUGGUUUACAUUGUUGGAGUCGUCAUAGAUCUACCCAGUGAAUCCUUUAAUUUUUUUUUAAUGGUUACUUUAAGCGGGGGUUGGGGAGGUUGGAUUGUACAAGUGGGCUCUCGGUUGUUGGUUUGUGUUCUUUUAAGGAAUUAUAAGUUUGGUUGGUGGACCCUGGGUUUCUUGUUAAGGGGAAGGAGUACGAUGAUUUAUUAAAGGAGCGAGCUUGGUCGAAUGUGGUGGGGUGCAUGAGAAUAUGGUUUAUGCUUCAUUCAUAAGGAUAUACAUAUGUUUUCUUUUUCUUCCUGAUGUGGAGAUGUUAUCAAGUGGAUAAAAAGUGUUUGCUUGAAAGUAAUUGAUGUUUAGCGCAAGUGAUUUGUUUUUUGACUUGUUGAAGAUUACUGGAUAUCCCUAAUGUUAAGCAUGUAACAAAAUAGCAAGAAAAUGUCGCUUUCCUUGUAUCGAAUUAAUGUUUUCAGGCUUCUUAAUUAGAAUUAAUGGUUUUUGGUUUGCAUGCUGACACAAUGGAGGAGAGUAAUACGAGUUCGGAACUAGACGCACUGGGAACAUCAUGUGAAGGUUUCUUAAGGAGGAGUUCAGAGGGAUGAGACAGGAAAGAAAUUGGAUGAGUAAAGUGAAGGUCAAGUAAUGAAUUUUUAUUGUUAUCAUUAUUUGCAUAGGGUAUGUGUAUAAGUUAAUCCUCAUCAAAGUUAAUUUAACGGCUUUGGUGGUUGUGAAAGUUAUGGUAUUCUUGUUGUGGCAGUAAAGUUUGGUUUGAAUCUGGUGGUCUUGGUGAAGUUCGUUGAAGAAAGUAAUGGUAAAGAAGAAAUGACGUCAUUGUUUACUUCAAUGCGUAUUAUGUGCAGAUAGUUUAUAACUGAGCUAGUAUUUGAUUCAACUGUAGUGAAAUCUUUGGUUAAUUGUUUCAUUUGGCAAUGGCUCAGUUAGGGAAUAUAGAAAAUCUUAUAGCUGCUAGGGAAUUGUUGACUAGUAGCUUAGAGAAAUCAAAACAUCUAGCUUCUGCAAUAGAUAAGACUGGCCGGAAACUGGAGGAGAUCAACCAGAGAUUGCCAUCAUUGGAAGCUGCUAUCAAAACCCUCGCAAGCAAGUGUUCUCUUUCUGAGAUUGGAAGGCAUAUCGACCCUACUGUCGGCCCUGCUGCUGCUGUUUUGAAUGUGUUUGACGCGGUCCACAUGCUUGAAGAAUCACUCUCGGCUGAUCCUUGUUCCAACCUCUUUCGUUAUCUUUCAAUCGUCAAGCAACUUGAAGAGGCGCUAAAAUUCCUCACUGACAAUUGUGGGCUAGUUAUUCGGUGGUUGGAGGAUGCUGUACGGUUCCUGGAAGGGAAUGCAGUUGUUGAUGAUGAUCGAUACCUCUUGAAUUUGAAUAAAUGUUUGAGAAUACUUGAGGAGUUAAGGGUGACCGAGGAGCAUUCACUUCUUAGUGGAGGGUGUUUGUGUGCUGCAUAUGGGAAGCUGGAAAGCGAAUUCAGACGUAUCUUGAUGGAAAACAGUUUUCCUCUUCCCAUGGCUUCCUCGUCAGUCUCUGUUGGGGAGCAAGCCUGCAUUGCUUCACUACCCUUCCCGGUGCCUGUUAUUCAGAAGUUGCAAGCCAUUAUUGAGAAAUUAACUACUAGUAAUAGGCUUGAAAAGUGCAUUUCUAUGUAUGUGGAGGUUCGGAGUUUGAACGCUAGAGCAACUUUACAAGCUCUUGAUUUGGACUACCGAGAGAUAUCAUUAUCAGAAUUCGAUAGUGUGCAAAGUGUGGAGGGUUACAUAGAUCAAUGGUGCAAGCAUUUGGAAUUUGCUGUGAAGCAUGUAUUUGAGCUUGAGUACAAACUUUGCGAAAAUGUAUUUGAGAAGGUUGGGUCUGAUGUUUGGAUGGGUUGCUUCGCGAAGGUCACUGUCCAAUCUGGACUGCAUGAUUUCAUCAAAUUUGGGAACACCAUUACCAAGGGAAAGAAGGACGCCAUCAAGCUACUGAAGCUACUGGACAUUUUCGCAGCUUUGAACAAACUGAGAUUGGAUUUCAACCGACUGUUUGGUGGGAAAGCAUGCGUUGAAAUCCAAACUCGGACAAGGGAUCUCAUCAAGAAGGUUGUCAACGGAGCCAGUGAGAUUUUCUGGGAGCUCUCAGUCCAAGUGGAGUUGCAGAGGCAAUCUGCUCCUCCUUCGGAUGGCAGUGUUCCAAGGCUGCUAAGCUUUGUCACCGACUACUGUAAUCUGCUGCUUCACGACAACUAUAGACCGAUCCUGGCUCAAGUCUUGGAGAUUCAUCGGAGUUGGGACCAUGCAAAAUUCGAAGAGGAGCUACUUUCACACGAGGUCCAUGACAUCAUAAAGGCGAUUGAGCUGAACCUGGAGACAUGGGCGAAGACAUACGAAGACACCACCCUGUCCUACCUUUUCCUGAUGAACAACCACUGGUACUUGUACAAGAAUCUGAAGGGCACCAAGCUUGGCGAUCUAAUGGGAGAUUCUUGGCUGCAAGGACACGAGCAGUACAUGGAGUACUACGCGACUCUCUACCUGAGAGAGAGCUGGGGAAAGCUCCCUGCAAUGUUGAGCGAGGAGGGUCUGAUUUUGUUCCCCGGUGGGAGAGCCAUUGAUCAUGAUCUGGUCAAGAAGAGACUCGAAGUGUUCAUGGAUGCUUUUGAUGGCAUGUAUAAGAAGCAAUGUAGUUGGGCUGUGUCGGAUAAGAGCCUGAGAGGGAAGGCUUGCCAGCUUGUGGUGCAAAUUAUAGUCCCUGCUUAUCAGAAAUUCUUGCAGACAUACAUGCCUUGGGUCCAACAAGAGGCAAGUCCUAGCAGGAACACAAAAUAUAGUGCAGAAAGGUUGAAGAAUAUGGUUUGCUCUCUGUUUCAGCCAAAGCUAGGGAUGUAUGGAAGCAACACGUGCACAAAUAUGAUGGGUAACAUUAAUAAUGCCGCGAUCAAUCAGUUAUCUUCCACUCCUGCAGCUGCAUGAUUGUGUGUGAAUGAUUGUCUGGGAGAAUAGUUGUUUGGUGCUGACAUUGUAGUCAAGAUAAUUAAGUUUGUACAUUGCCAAUUUUCUCCAUAUAUUAAUGAUUUGGAGAGAAAAGAUAGAAAAAAAAAAAAUUUGAUAGCCUGAAAUGUGUUUGGUUGUCUUAAACGAAGAGAAAAGAAAGAAUUGGGAGAGAUUUGGAGAGAUAACAAUAUCCUCCUAAAAAUGGAAAAAUUUGGAGAGAAAUGAUAAUAGUUGAGUAAUACUUUCAUAAUCCCUAAAGUACGUUCGGAACAAAUUACAAGUUUUAAAAAACUUGUAAUUACAUUCGUGUCUCAUUUUAUAAAAAAAUAUGAUAGUAAUUUAACUGUUAUCAUUUCAUUUCGUUUCUUUUUUCUCCUUU